GUGAUUUUCAAGAAAGCGCACAACAGAGACAAGCAUGCAACACACCAAGACUGUACGGUAACCAUGUCAAUUUACCUGGAAAGAGAAGUGUGACAAUAAUACCCAAAAACCUUAGGAUUAUUUAGCCUAUAAUAUAGGCGGACUACUGAAAAAUAGCAAGUCGCCAUGGCUGGAAAUACGAAGAAGAAUAAAGGGAAAGGCGACAGCAUAUUGCAGCAAGAAGACAUUCUGCAGGCUGUGGUGUUAGCAGACAGCUUCAACGUGCGGUUUGCGCCAAUGACAUCGGAGAGGCCGAGGGCUUUGUUUCCAUUGGUCAACUGUCCUCUCAUUGAUUACACACUUGAGUUUCUGGUCAGUGCUGGGGUUCAGGAGAUAUUUGUCUUUUGCUGUUCUCAUGCUGACCAACUUAAAAAACAUAUCUGGGCCUCUAAAUGGAACCAUAAGAACUCCCACUGCAUCAUCACGCCGAUUGUCUCUGAAGACUGUCACUCUGUUGGGGAUGCACUCAGGGAGAUUGAACGAAAGUCCAUGAUCAGAUCUCACUUUGUUCUUGUCAGUGGCGACCUGGUGUCCAACAUGCUGCUAAAAGACCUGAUAGAACAGCACAAAGCACGAUUCAAGGUGGACAAGUCAGCAGUGAUAACGUUAGUCUUCAAGCAAGCUUAUCCUGGCCAUAGGACCCGCAGUGAAGAAGAUGACAUUGUAGUUGCCACAGAUACCACACAUCGUAUACUGAGCUAUCAGAAAAUGCAUGGAAAGAUGAAAGCAAGGUUCCCCCUGAAUCUGUUUGAAGAUAACAGGGAAAUGAUCCUUCGGUAUGACCUGAUGCAUAGUCACAUUAGCAUCUGCUCCCCUAGGGUCACUGAGCUCUUUGUGGACAACUUUGACUACCAGAACAUGUCAGAUCUUAUCCGUGGAAUACUAAUUAAUGAGGAGAUUGAAGGCAACAAGCUUUACAUGCAUGUUAUUGAGGAAGAGUAUGCUGCUAGGGUAACUGAUCUACCAAUGUACGAUUCCAUUAGCAAAGAUGUAAUUAGGAGGUGGGCGCAUCCCUUGGUACCUGAAAAUUUAACAGCUGAGGGUGAAGGCUACAAACUGGGCAGGCAUAAUGUAUAUCUGGCAAGUGAUGUCACUUUAGAAAGAGGUAGCAUUCUUCAGGAAGAUGUCAUUAUUGGUCAGGGUUCUACCAUUGGCACUAACACCAUUAUAUCACAAUCUGUCAUUGGUAAAAACUGUGUGAUAGGUGAAAAUGUUAUUCUAGAAAACACCUAUAUAUGGGACAAUGUCAGAAUAGAAUCGAACUGCAAAAUGAGCAUGGUUGUGUUGUGUGAUAGGGUGAGGCUGAUGGAUUCAGUCAUUAUACAACCUGGCUGUGUGCUCUCCUAUGGGGUCAAAGUAGGCCCAAGUAUCACCCUACCAUCAGGAACCCUCCUCACAUUGUACCCCCCUAGCCAUGGUGAAUCAGACCAAGAAGACAAGGUUGAUGAUAGGCACAUGAAUCGUACCAACAGACAGCUGGGGGAUGUUCCAGUGGACAAGGAUGUUGUAGGAGAGGAGGGUGAGGGCUAUGUGUGGCAACCUCCACUUGAUCCUGAUGAUGAUGAUGGCCAAAGGCAACAGUUAUUAGGUCUAAACGUUUCAGUGGAAGAUGAGACGAAAGGCAGCUCAGAAGAAUCAGAAGAUGAAGGGCAAGAGGACUUUGUUUCCAUUUCACCUCCACCAGAUGACACUAGAUUGUUUUACAAUGAGGUGAUAGAUAGCAUGCAGCGGACCAUUGAGGAAAAUGUGAAGUUGGAGAACUUGAUUCUUGAAGUAAACUCCUCCAAGUAUGCAUACAAUGUGUCCAUGCGAGAGCUGGUUCAGCUGGUAGUGAAGGCUGUGCUAGAGAUGCCUCACCUGAAGGUCACUGAGCCCCUACAAGCCAGCCAGUUGUUGCCAAGACUCACAACGCUAGUGCACAAGCUUCUUCCUGUUUUUCGGAAUUACAUCAAGAAUGUGGAAUCACAGCUUGAUUGUCUCAAUGCACUGGAGGAUUACUGCCAUGCUAGUAGGGCAACCACUGCAGCCCUUCCAAAGAUACUGCUGCUGUUGUAUGAGGCAGAUGUACUGAGUGAGGAAGCUAUACUCCAGUGGUACAACAGCAAAUCGUCAUCAGAUGACCCAGCCAAUAGUGCAAAUAGACAACAGAUCCAAACUCAGGUUCAGCCAUUCAUCAAGUGGCUAGAGGAGGCAGAGGAAGAGAGUGAUAGCGAAGAGGAAGAUUAGUUUCCAUGAUAAUUGAUGGCCACAAACAAGAUGCCAGGGAUUGGGGAAUUUUUCAAUGGACAGCUGUGUAUCACAAUGCUGCAGUACAACAAACUACAUAUUUUUGAUAUUGAUGGCAAAGAAGCUCAGUGCGAUAAUUUGAUUGGUUAGGUCCAGUGGUCACAUGCUGAAUGUUAGUGUGGCAUUCUAGACACCAUGAUUGAUACCACUUGCCCUGAGCAAGACUGCUGCUAUUGCCUUUUUUCACCCAGAAACAUCAAAUGGUGACUUAAAACAAAAAAAACAGGUUUGGUUAUAGUAUUUGAGCCACAUUGGGGCUUAAGAUUGCCGGCAGUCACAUAUGCAAUGGUGGAUCAACAUUUUUCCAUUUUUCCAAGAUGGGUUGACUGGGACUUGAAAACCAAGAAUUUUUUUUAGGGGGGGGGGGGUGGAGUCAUCCAACCAAAAAGACCAAAGGCCUGAAACAACAAAUUAAUAUUUUACAGUAUUGAGUGAUGACAUGUUAUUCGUGGAAUAAAAGGAAAUCUGGAUUUGUUUUUCAUUAUGCAAAACAUACGUCAGCCAGUGUGUGGGUGAGGGGGGGGGGGGGGUGGGUAGCCACCCGACCCACCCCUUUCCCUGGUUUCGUCAUUGCAAAUGGGCUGUGAAUCACAGCAGUUUCAAUUGUAACUUAAGUACACCCUCCUUCAGUAGGACGCACACUACAGAUUGACAUUGUACAAAUCUACUUUGGGAAAACCAGGAACGAGAUGUUUCCCUCAAUGAACUUGAAGAUGGCAAGUCUGUGACUAUAAAACAGGGCUGAAAUGACCUGCAGUCAACUUGUCCCUCUUGCAUGUGUUAGUUAUCAACUCAUACUUGUUACCGUGUUCAUGUACCGGUACUUGUAUUUGUGUCAAACUCAAGGUAAAAUAAUUAUUGUGUGUUAAAUCAACCACUAUUGACUGCUGCUAUUUUGCUCAAUCAUCAUUUCUUUAAACAAUUUGGAGUGAUGUGGGUCACAUUUUUGGCACGCAACAUGGCUUUCCAAGUGCUGGAUAAUAAAUUAUUUCUGGAAACAAAUUGUGCAAAAAUAAUAUACACUGCGUACAAACCAAUGGGGGUCUUGACAAAUAUUGACCCAAGUAAUAACAAGGCUGACAAUGCAUGUUUCCAUAGGAGGGUUAAUUUUAAUAAUGCUAUAUACUUUAUUGUAGUUACAAUGUUUUGAAUUCUUCAUAAACAUAUUACACUCAAGUUGGUCGUGAACACAAGAUUGGAUCGACAUUUGUAGUUAUGAUGUACAAGUUAUGAGGCAUUGUAAUGCAUGAGAGUGUAGGUCAUCCAGGCAAUAUUAUGCAUCAGAUUAAAUGCAAACAUUUGUGUAUAAGGGAACAAUGUUUACUAGAGCUUCGCGUUUGUUUAGUUACAAACGCAGAGUGGUUGGGCUGGCCUUUUUUCAUUAAAUACUUCCGAGAUAAAUAUGUUUAUAUAAGAACAAAGGAUCAAAAAAAUAAAUCCUUUCCAGUACAAUUAAUUUGUUUAAAAAAUCUUCUUAAACGGAUUGAUAACUUUCAGUAAACAUUUUAUGAACACAUCCAAGUUAUUUCUGGCUUAAUGACGUCAUAAGUCAAAAACAGGAGUGAAUACUGAUUUAGUUCGGAGUGGAUAAAUGUUCCUUGUAAAGUUAAAUAACUAUGAAAAUAUGGAAAAAAUAUAAGUGUAUGUAUUAAUAACACCUAACUUCCGGUUUGAUGAUGUCACAGUAUUUGGAAGCAAAAUAUGAACAUUCUAAUGAUUAUCAAUAUUUGGGCUACGAAGAUAUUAGACAGGGAUCAAAUGAUAGAAUUAAAUUGAUGAUGGUUUUAAAUUAAAGAAAGCAAACACUAUUUUUUGUGCUGCUAGGGGGCGCCCUUUUGGA
This is a messenger RNA of Patiria miniata (bat star), 4165 nucleotides long. RefSeq names its product translation initiation factor eIF-2B subunit epsilon-like (gene eif2b5). Gene Ontology annotation, molecular function: translation initiation factor binding; translation initiation factor activity; transferase activity. The transcript has 15 exons. Lineage: Eukaryota; Metazoa; Echinodermata; Asteroidea; Valvatida; Asterinidae. Bases 166 to 2265 code for a protein of 699 amino acids. The record is from RefSeq and is a predicted model, not a curated record. Gene Ontology annotation, biological process: biosynthetic process. Gene Ontology annotation, cellular component: eukaryotic translation initiation factor 2B complex.